Messenger RNA from Mya arenaria, 1538 nucleotides. RefSeq lists its product as uncharacterized. The transcript is spliced from 4 exons. The record is from RefSeq and is a predicted model, not a curated record. NCBI's taxonomy places the organism in Eukaryota, Metazoa, Mollusca, Bivalvia, Myida, Myidae. The coding region runs from base 153 to 1049 and encodes 298 amino acids.
UAGAUAUACUUGCACUGAGACUCGAAAUAGCUGCAUAUAAAACAUUGUGGCUUAUCAUUGUCUGCAAGAAGCGCAAACGAUUUGCACGCGAACAGUUCAGAGUGGAUAUAAAUUCAGCUACAAGCGCCGUGUUUAUUUCAACCUUUGACAAGAUGUGGCUUCAAACUUUGCCCGUGAUAUUGUUGGUGCUGACGACCAGUGCGGUACAUGUAACGGCAGACCGAUUGAGCAGAGUUGAGAGUGAGCUGAAACAGAUCAAGAUAUUUCAAUCGUUUAUUAUAGCGAGAAUGGAUACAAUGGAAAUAGAUAUUGGAACAUUAGCCACAAAAGUAGCAAGGAUUGAAUUACUUGAAAAUUCCACAGAAUCUGAAAAUGCUGGAACUUAUAUUCCCAAGACUGACCAUAAAACAGAACAUGUUGAAAAACAAUCUGAACUAAAACAAGUCCAAAGUACUCUAAAAAUGUACAAACAUUCCUUUGCAAAGCACAAAAAGAAAUUCUUGGCGAUAAAUAAUGUAAUCAAAGACACUUUGGUAGUAUUUCGUGAAAAUGCAUCAACAACUAUAACAAAUUUAGUCAAGACUGUCAAUGAACAUGUCAAAAAUAGUUCAGAUAAUGUAGCUCUGACUUUGGAAAAUAUAUCUAACUCGUCAGCUGAAAGUGAGAGUACAUUGCGCUCUGAAGUGUUGAAUUAUUCAAAAAACAUAAAUGCUGAAAUUCAGAAGAACUUGGACACACAACUACAAGCGACAACAACUGAAAUGAAAAAUACAAUGAAGGGGCUGAUUGGAAAAGCGAAUAAAGUUGUUGGCAUCAUUGACGAAAGGAGAUCUACUAUUGAGGAUAAUAUGUUUGGCGUUAUUAGUUCACUUCACAGCCCCUGGACUGACUGGUCAUCCUGGUCAGAUUGUUCGAGGACUUGUGAGAUGGGCACUAAAACUAGGCACAGAACCUGUAACGCCCCAUCUGCCGUAGCUGAUGCAAUAUGCAUUGGCAAUGUCAAGGAGACAGAAGAAUGUGUCAAUGAUAACGAUUGCCCGUGUGAGUAAUAUUAAAAGACACGUGACGUCUUCAGCAUGAGUCAUGUGGAGGAAAACGUGACGGGUUCUUUAUUUUUGCGACGUUUCAUGCUUUAUUAGCAGGUAUAAUAGAUAUUUAAACAUAAUUUCGAAAGGUUUUUUUUUUUAAACCAAUCUUAUACGUUUUGAAGUACAAUCUCGUGGUUAAAAGGCUUGAAUCGCAAUGUGAAAACCUCAACAGGGCUCAUUUUCGCAAAAAAAGUCAUAUAUAUAAUAAUAUAUUUGCUUUUUUUAUAAAAUAACUGAGAUAUUUAUUUUUUACACAAUGAAAAUACCUAUUACAAAAAGGCUUAUUGUAUGACUUUGCAACUUCAACAUAUAAAUACAAUAAGCCUUAUAUGAGUACAAACUGGCCAACAUUUCACUUUUAACAAAAUAGUAUCAGCAAUACCUGUAUCUGAAUUGUAUGCCGUCAGUUUUAUAUUUACAUAUUAGACGUAUACAACAAUGUAGAAACAC